CUAAAAAUGACCAGUAGAAGACUCGAGGAGUCUGUGGGGGCCGUACAGAUGGGGUUAGUCAGAAUGCUGAAAGGAUUCCAAAGCAAGGUUCUACCACCCUUGAGUCCAAGGGUGGUUACAAAAGAAGAAGCAAAUCGAAUGCUGACACCCUCAGAGUUCCUGAAGGAAAUGUCCCUCACCACAGAGCAGAGGCUGGCUAAUACACGUUUGAUGUGCCGACCACAGAUCAUCGAACUUUUAGAUAUGGGGGAAACAACGCAUCAAAAGUUUUCAGGAAUUGACCUGGAUCAGGCAUUAUUCCAGCCUUUUCCAUCAGAAAUUGUGUUUCAGAAUUAUACUCCCUGUGAAGUCUAUGAAGUUCCACUCAUUUUGAGGAAUAAUGACAAAAUUCCAAGGUUGGUUAAAGUUGUUGAGGAAAGUUCACCUUAUUUUAAAGUCAUCAGCCCCAAAGAUUCUGGCCACAAAGUUGCUCCAGGAGUGCCAUCCGUAUUCCGAAUCCUCUUCACUCCAGAGGAGAACAAGGAUUAUGCCCAUAUGUUGACCUGUAUAACUGAAAGAGAAAAGUUCAUUGUACCCAUCAAAGCUAGAGGUGCACGAGCCAUCCUAGAUUUUCCUGACAAGCUGGAUUUUUCCACUUGCCCUGUCAAAUACAGCACUCAGAAGAUUCUGCUGGUACGAAACAUUGGCAACAAAGAUGCUGUGUUUCACAUGAAAACUCAUAGGCCUUUCUCUGUGGAGCCACCUGCCGGAACCCUUAACAUGGGAGAGUCCAUGCAGCUGGAGGUGGAGUUUGAGCCACAGACUGUGGGCAGCCACAGUGAAAGACUUAUCGUGCAUUAUGACACAGGUGAAAAAGUCUUUUUAUCUCUGUAUGGAGCUGCCAUAGACAUGAAUAUAAGACUGGACAGGAAUUCCUUGAUCAUUGAGAAAACCUACAUAUCUCUGUCCAAUCAACGAACUGUGACUCUUCACAACCGCAGUAACAUCAUUGCCCAUUUCCAGUGGAAGAUAUUUGCUACCCAGGAAGAGGAAGACAGAGAAAAGUAUAGGGUCUGUGAUGAUCUGAGCGAAGAGGAAAAGAAUGAGACUGAUGAGCUUCUUGAAGAGUGCAUUAUUGAUCCUUCACUCCGAGGACAACUGUCCAUUCUGUGCCGCACCUUUGAGAAUCAGAGGAGGCUGGUUCAGGCAGACAGCAUGCUCUUCUUGAGUAACAUUUUCACUCUUGAGCCCCUGGAAGGUGAUGUCUGGCCUAACUCAUCAGCUGAAAUCAUGGUGUACUUUAAUCCUCUGGAAGCCAGGCUCUACCAGCAGACAGUUUACUGUGACAUUUCAGGCCGAGAGAUCCGUCUGCCCCUCCGAAUCAAAGGGGAAGGAAUGGGACCAAAGAUUCACUUCAACUUUGAAAUGCUGGACGUUGGAAAAGUUUUCACUGGAUCCGUACAUUGUUAUGAGGCAAUACUAUCCAACAAAGGCAGCAUUGAUGCCCUCUUCAACGUGAUCCCUCCAACUUCGGCUUUGGGGGCCUGCUUUGUUUUCAGCCCCAGGGAAGGCAUCAUCGAACCAAAUGGAGUCCAGGCGGUCCAGAUCUCUUUCAGUUCUGCCAUUUUGGGGCACUUUGAAGAAGUGUUCCUGGUCAAUGUCAGUGGGUCCCCUGAGCCUGUGAAAUUGACCAUUAGAGGCUGUGUCAUUGGACCUACCUUCCAUUUUAAUGUUCCUGCUCUGCACUUUGGUGAUGUUUCCUUUGGCUUCCCUCAUACCUUGAUGUGUUCCCUCAAUAAUACCUCCUUGGUCCCCAUGACCUUCCAACUGCGUGUCCCUGGGGAUGGUGAUGGCCACAAAAGCAUCUCAACUUGCGAUCAGUAUUCAGACUACAAAAGACCAUCUUGGAGCAAGGAUGAAAUACCCAUUAUGAAACCAAAAGAAUUCACCAUCACUCCCAGCAGUGGCACCAUCCGCCCCCAGGGAUUUGCCGCUAUCAGGGUGACCUUGUGCUCCAACACUGUGCAGAAAUAUGAGCUGGCGCUGGUGGUGGAUGUGGAGGGCAUCGGGGAAGAAGUGCUGGCGCUCCUAAUUACCGCAAGGUGUGUUGUACCUACCCUCCACAUGGUUAACCCAGAGGUGGACUUUGGGCACUGCUUCCUGAAGUACCCCUAUGAGAAAACAGUCCAGCUUGUCAAUCAUGAUGACCUCCCAGGGUGCUAUACAGUCCUGCCUCAGGUAUAUGGAGACACACCUGCCGUGUUACUCUCCAGUCCCAUGCCCUGUGGAGUCAUCCCUCCCCACAGCACUGUUCACAUACCUCUGGCCCUGGAGACCCAGGUCACUGGGGAAUAUAGGUCCACAGUUUACAUCUCGACCUUUGGGAGCCUGGACCCCCCUAUGGUAUGUCACAUAAAAAGCAUCGGAGAAGGCCCAGUUAUCUAUGUACAUCCCACUCAAGUUGAUUUUGGCAAUAUCUAUGUCCUAAAGGACUACCCGAGGAUUCUCAACCUAUCUAACCAGUCCUUCAUUCCUGCAUUAUUUCAAGCACGCAUGGCACACAAAAAGUCCCUGUGGACGAUUGAACCCAGUAAAGGCAUGGUUCCCCCGGAAACCGAUGUUCGGCUGACACUGACAGCCAACCUGAAUGACAUCCUGACCUUCAAAGACAUGGUCAUUUUGGACAUAGAAAAUAGCAACACUUACCGGAUUCCUGUCCAGGCUUCUGGAGUUGGCUCCACCAUCGUCUCAGAUAAGCCCUUUGCUCCAGAACUCAAUUUGGGAGCACAUUUUAGCCUGGACACCUAUUAUUACCGCUUCAAGUUGACCAACAAAGGACGUCGGGUCCAACAGUUGUUCUGGAUGAACAAAGAUUUCUGUCCACAGGACAAGCUGAGCAAGAAGGGCCUGACUAAGAAGGGUCUUGCUAAGAGCCAGCCCCAACCCCAGUGCUCCCAGGAACCCAGGGCUCCUCCAGGCCCCGUGUUUCAGCUCCAUCCCGUCAGAAUGGAGCUGUUCCCAGACCAAACGAUCGAUGUGAUACUCGAAGGCUAUUCUGCUACUCCCAGGAGAGUCAAAGAAAAGCUGGUGUGCCAUGCCAUGAUCGGGGCGCAAAAGGGGAAGAGCUUGGUGAUGACUGUGAAUAUCCUCUGUGAGUUCAUAGCACCACUCAUCCAGCUGUCCACCAAACAGCUCAUAUACCGACUGGAGAAGAAACCUAACACUAUCCUGGAACCUGAUUACCAGCCCUUGGUCAUGAAGAACAUUUCCACCCUGCCCGUGAAUGUGUUACUCUCAACAAGCGGACCCUUCUUUAUCUGCGAGACUGAUAAAUCUCCCCUGCCAUUAACUCCGGAGCCUAUUAAACUGGAGAUUGAUGGAGAAAAAAACUUGCUGGUCAAAUUUGACCCUUCCUACAGAAAUGAUUUGAACAACUGGGUGGCAGAAGAAAUUCUAGCGAUCAAGUACAUGGAGCACCCUCAAGUAGAUAGCCUGAACCUGCGUGGAGAAGUGAACUACCCCAACCUCAGCUUUGAGACCAUGGAGCUGGAUUUUGGCUGUAUCCUGAAUGAUACCGAGGUGAUCCGAUACAUAACAAUGACCAACUGCAGCCCCUUGGUGGUGAAGUUCCGCUGGUUCUUCCUGGUGGACAACGAGGAAAAUCAGAUAAGGUUCGUGUCAUGGCCAAGGAAGGCCUACAGUGCCCCGCUGUCCCAGGUGGAGUCCAUCCCAGUAACCUCCGCUUCUGCCAGCUCACCAGCGGUGCCAGCGAUAGAGUCCCCCAAGAUGGAUCUAAAUGAUUUCGUUAAGACUGUCUUCACGGAUGAAGAUGUUGGGUGCGAAGAAAGAGAGUACAAGAAAGUACAAGUGCCCACCGUGGUCAUCUCAGAUGAACGGUUUCCUCUCCACAGCGUGGCUUGGCAAGUCGAGGGCCCUUCCUCUAAAACAAAAACAGAGGCAGGAGCAAUGGGAUUAAAACUUAACUCUGCUGAAACGGAAAAAACAGACCCAAAUCUGAGCCAGGUGGAGUUUCAGGAACCCCCAUGGAUUUUUGAGCGAGAAGAAAUGCUUUCCAUGGGGAUAGAAGAAGUGUUUGAUAUUCUGCCCCUCUACGGAGUGCUGCGGCCGCACAGUAGCCACCAGAUAUCCUUCACCUUCUAUGGACACUGUGAUAUCAUUGCACAGGCUAAAGCCCUGUGCGAAGUGGAGGGAGGGCCCACCUAUGAGAUAAUGCUGAGGGGAGAGGCAUCCCUGGUCAACUAUUCCUUUGACACCAAGGAUAUUAACUAUGGAUUGCAGCUGUUCAACCACGUCACAGAGAAUGAGAUCACACUGAGGAACACUGGGAAAGUUGGCUUUGAGUUCAAGGUUCUGACUGACCACCUGUCUUCACCAGACCACCUUCUGCCGGGAGUGCCCCUAAUCCUGCCCCUCUCGGGUUUUAUCAGUUCACAUCAAGAGCAGGUGUUGAAGGUGUACUACUUACCUGGAGUACCUGAGGUCUUUCAGAGGAGUUUCCGGAUACAGAUUGCCCACCUGGACCCAGAAAAUAUCACUCUGCGUGGAGAGGGUAUCUUUCCCCGAAUCUGCCUCGAUCUCCCCAGGAAACUCCACGGAAAUGAAAAGUAUGAAACCUUUUUAAAUCAAGCCAGAAAAAACCUGGAAAAAGAACACAACAAAUAUGAAACACUCAUUCACUUAGAGACAACUGAGGAAAUGCCUGAGGAUGAAUCUUCUGAGUUAAGUCCUCAGCUCCAGAUGGAGGUAGAGCGACUUAUAGUCCAAGGCUAUGCCACAGAACAUCAGAAAACAAUUAUCCCCGAUUCCACAGAUGACUUUAGCCAUCGGAGUCAUUGCAAACUAGCCAAAGUCCAGCUGCCAGAGUAUAUCCUGGACUUUGGCUACAUCAUCCUUGGUGACGUCCGAACACACAUCAUCAAGAUCACCAACACCAGUCACUUCCCAGUGUCCUUCCACGCGGAAAAGCGCGUCCUUCAUGACACAGGCUUCAGUACUGAGUUAGAUCGUGUAAAGAAUCUGCCUUACUGUGAGACGGAAACAUUUGAAGUGAAAUUUGACCCACAAGGGGCCAGUCUUCCUGUUGGAAACAAAGAGGUCAUUUUGCCCAUCAAGGUGGUUGGAGGGCCAACAAUUCACAUCUGUCUCCAAGCCAAGGUGACCAUUCCCACUAUGACACUGUCUUGUGGAAAAGUGGAGUUUGCCACAAUUCAGUGUGGACAGUGCCUCGUGGAAACUGUUCAGCUUUCUAAUCCUCUCCAAGUCCCUUGUGAAUGGUUCGUCCACAGCCACAAGCCAGUUAACAAGCUGGAGAAACACAUGCCUAAAUACUUAAGACAGAAACUACAUGCUGAAUCAAAGCCAAAGACACGCAUCUUUGAGAUCCAGCCCAUGUCUGGGGUCUUGGAUCCUGGGGAGAGGUCCAACGUGCAAGUUAAAUUCAUGCCUAAAGAAGAGAAAUUCUACAGCCAAACCCUGGUGUUCCAGAUUGCCCAGAGUGCUCAGAAGCUUACGCUGCUGGCACAGGGGCAAGGUUUAGAGCCACGCUUGGAAUUUAGUCCUUCGGUUCUGGAGCUGGGGCCGCUGCUGCCAUAUGCACCGGGAGACGAGGCUGAGGUGGUGGUGAAGAAUCCCUGCAGCUUUCCCAUUGAGUUUUACUCCUUAGAAUUUGACCAGCAGUAUCUCUUAGAAGCGAAGAUCUUGAGAACGUUGAAGGGCUACGAUCCCUACAACACCCUGCUGCUGCCUCCCCGCCUUCCUGGGGAAAAGCUGCCCCCAGAGCUGUACAAGUACUUUAAGGAGAUGAAGCGGUCAAAAGAGGAGCAGAUGAAGGCAAAGCAUCUGGAGAGUCUGGUCCAGGAAAACGAAGAGGAAGAUGGGCCCUCAUCAGAUCUGGGAACCUCGGCCAGUACGAAGAGGACCUCACUGAGCCGAGGGAUCUCGGUCACAUCCAACCUGGAAGAGCGGCACCUCCCUAUGAUGGAGUCCAAGAUCUACCCAGAUGAAGAGGAAGAUAAGGAGAGCCUGGAAAAAAUAAUGUUUCAAACUGACAAGUUACAGAGCAUUGACAGCCACUCCACAGAAGAAGUUGGAGAAGUAGAGAACAACCCAGUAAGCAAGGCGAUCGCUCGCCACCUGGGCAUUGAUAUUUCUGCAGAAGGCCGCAUGGCCAAGAACAGGAAAGGCAUCGCCAUCAUCGUCCAUGGGACGCCCUUGUCCGGAAAGACGGCCACUGCAGUCAGCAUGGCCAAAUACUACAAUGCAGCCUGCUUGAACAUUGACUCCAUCGUGCUGGAAGCCAUCUCCGAUGGCAACAACAUCCCGGGGAUCCGGGCCCGGGAGCUCUGCAUCAGGGCUGCCAUAGAGCAGUCCAUAAAGGAAGGAGAAGAGUCUGCCCAGGAGGCUGCUUCGGGCCAAACUGCUGUGGGACAAAUUCGUCUGAGCAGUGAGACCCUGGGCAAGUUGACCUCAGAAUCCACCCUGGUAACGCCUGAAUUUAAACCUACAAAGACUAUGCGCGGGAGCAUGAUGAUCGCCAAAAGCAAGACGGAGAGCCACGGCUCCGGGUCUCAGAAGCAGCAUCACCAGCAUGCGUCUGAAACACCGCAGGUUUCCUCCAGCCCCCUCCUUACGGGGCCCACGCAGCGCCAGCUCAGCGUCAGCCCCAGUAUCGGAGGUGAGACCGGGCUCAUGAGCUGUGUGCUCCCUGAGGACCUACUCACCCAGAUCCUGGCUGAGCGCAUCCAGCUGAGUGACUGCUUCCGGGGAGUGGUGUUUGACAGCCUCGAGACACUCUUCGCUCGGAACAUAGCCGUGGCUCUCCUCUGCCUGCUGAAGGCCAUCGGCAACCGGGACCACAUCUACGUCGUCAACAUGGCCCAGGAUUACACAGCCAUGAAGGCCCAGGAGAAAGCCAAGAAGGAGCAAGAAGAGUACAAACGCAGGGAGGCACUUGAGAAAGAGAAGGAGCGUCUCCAAAAUAUGGAUGAAGAAGAAUACGACGCCAUGACAGAGGAGGAGAAGAUCCUGUUCAGUCGAGAGGUUCGGCAGGCCCUCCGUGAGAGGAAAAAGAGGGAGCUGGAGAGGCUGACAAGGGAGAUGCGUGAGAAGAAGCUACAGCAGGAGCUCGAGCGGCAAAGGGACGAAGAUGAGCUAAAACGGAAGGUCAAAAGGCCAAAGCAAGGACCAGUGAAGGAGGAGCCUCUCCCGAAGAAAUCUCAAACAAACCGGCAGGUUCUUACUUUUUCCAAACUAGAGGUCAGGAUGGAUGCACUAGAAAGGAAAGUAUCUGUUAGGGACCAUUUAAAUGAGAAGGAUGAUCUAAGCAAGAGGAGAAAGAACCAACUAGGAGGUAGCCACGUGCUGGGGUUUCCCCUUGUCCAGGAACAGGAGGACAGCGAAGGGGACCUCCUGACGGAUGCCGACAAGCGCUUGGCCCAGAAGUGGAAGACCUAUGAGUUGACUCUGAAGGAUAUCCAGAACAUCCUCACGAACUGGGACCGAAAGCAAGGCGUCCUGCUGCAUCACACUGGCGCCGAGGACAUGCCCCAUGAGCCUGACGACCAGCGCCAGGUUCCGUCAGGCGGGCCAGGCGGGCGCCGAGGCCGCAAGGACCGAGAGAGGGAGCGUGCGGAGAAGGAGAGAGCCGAGAAGGAGCGCCAGGAGCGGGAGAAGGCCGAGAGGGAGCGUCUAGAGAAGCUCAGGGCACUGGAGGAGCGGAGCGAUGGCGGAGAGGGGGACGGAGGGGAGGAGGACCACCACGAGGGGAAGAAGGAUCUGGGUGUGCCAUUCACCACCAUCCAGACGCCCGACUUCGAAGGCUUGAGCUGGAAGCAGGCCCUUGAGAAUGACAGGCUUCCCAAAGGGGAUCAGAUCCUGGACAUCUUGGGUCUGGGUUCCUCUGGACCACCCAUCCCACCUCCUGCCUUAUUCUCAAUCAUCUCCUACCCCCUGAAGCGGCUGCCUUUGACCACAACAGAAAUCCUGAAGCAUUUCGUGUUUGUGACCCCCCCAUCCCAAGAGCUCUCCCGACUGGAGGAGAAAAGAGAAGGAGAAGCAGAAACAGAGCUUUCAGGCACCGUAGGCUCCAGGAAGACCCAGGAGGAGCAGACCACCUCCUCUAAGGGGAGCAGACAGAAACUGAAGGAAAAAGCGGAUCAGGCCCGAGACACUCAGAAGGACAAACGUCGCAUGGCCUUCAGCAGGAAGGGCCUUUCUGGGGGAACAGCCAGAGCCAUUGCCCCCCUGUCGGACAUGGACCAGAACAACUUCGCUGGGCAGUUCUCCCAGGAGAAAUUCAUCAGGCUGAAUCAUUUCCGGUGGAUCGUGCCAGCCAACGGUGAGGUGACACUGCGAAUACAUUUCUCUUCCAAUGAACUCGGGAACUUUGACCAGACGUUUAACUUCGAGAUCCUUGGAACUCACCGCCAGUACCAGCUCUAUUGCCGAGGUGUCUGCAGUUACCCUUACAUUUGCCAAGAUCCAAAAGUGGUAUUUACUCAGCGGAAGAUGGACAUAAAGCAAAAUGAGAUCAUCUUUAAGAAGUAUAUUAUGAGCAUGGAGAAGUUUUACUUCGGGCCACUGCUCUGUGGAAAAUCAAGAGAUAAGUACAAGUCCUCCUUGUUCCCAGGCAACAUGGAGACACUGACCAUCCUGAACAAUUCCCCAAUGGUUGUGGAGGCAUUCUUCUGUUUUCAGAAUGAUGUCAAAGCAAGCACCUAUUUCCUGGAGCCCGUCAACAUGACUCUAAAACCCAAUGAGAAGCAGAUGCUGAACGUAUGGGCCUACCCUACCGCAGUUGGUGUCUUUGAUGACUGCAUUGUCUGCUGCAUCAAGGAGAACCCAGAGCCAGCUGUCUUCAAGUUAACCUGCCAAGGUGUUCGCCCAGAACUGGAGCUGGACUCCAAACAAUUGCAUUUUGACCGGCUCUUGUUGCACAGGAAAGACUCCAAGGUAGUUCUUCUCCACAAUGUCACACCCCUGCCCGUGGCCUGGCGGAUCACCAGCCUGGAGCACUUGGGCGAUGACUUCACCGUGUCCACCAUGCAGGGGACCAUCCCGCCCAAGGCUGAAUACAGCCUGCAAGUGCACUUCCAGCCCUCCAAACCUGUCAACAUAAAGAAGGUGAUCCGGUUGGAGGUUCUAGAUGCAGACAAUCUCAUUGGUGUUGUUCAGAUUGAAAACAUCUUGGUCUUUGCAGAGUCUUACGACGUCGCCUUGGACAUCACCUUCCCCAAAGGAGCUGAAGGAGGCCUUGAUUUUGGGGUCAUGAAGGUCAUGGAAGAGGCAAAGCAGCCCCUGCAACUGAAGAACCGUGGGAAGUACGAGAUCAUGUUCAGCUUUUCUGUGGACUCCUUAGGGAUUUUGGCAACCAAUGUAAAUUCUAUGAUCUCAGUCCAACCCAAGAAGGGCUCAUUAACCUCAACGGAAAAGCCCACAACUGUCCAGGUGUUAUUUCGUGCUAAAAAGGAAGUGAAGAUUGAGCACCAGCCAGUUCUUCGCUGUCAGAUUAUUGAGCCCAAUAUCACAGAAGGAGGUGAAAUCAUUGCCAGCAUCCCAAUUAAGUUUUCUGUGAAUGCAGUGUACUCCAAAUACAACAUCAGCCCCUCCUCCAUCAUCAACUUUGGGGCUUUGAUCUGUGGCACUCGGAAAAGCACCACCUUCACCAUAGAAAAUCAAGGUGUUACUGACUUCAAGUACGCCCUCUAUAGGCUGACCGGGGAGAGCCCCAUUCAUCAAAAGAAAGCAGUCAGCCAUGUUAGACGUGCAAGAUCCCGGGAAAGUGAGAGCUUCUACAAAGCUAGCCCUUCCAAAGCAACUAAGUUCUCUGAUGCUGUUCAGAAAGAAGUAAACAUCACAAACCAGGUGCGCUUCACCCACGGCAUGUUCACCGUGUACCCUGGGUUUGGCUCUGUCCCCUCUGGAGGAACGCAGGUCAUCACUGUCGACUGUGUGGCUGACCCCGUGGGAAGGUGUGAGGAAUUCAUAGCAAUCGAUAUAUCUGACCGAGACCCAAGAGACCAGCCUGCGGGCAUUCCUUACACCUUGCUGGCUGAAGCCUGUCUACCAGCCUUUGUGACUGACAACAAUGCCUUGAUAUUUGAAGAGCACCAGAUUUGUAGCAGCACCACUCUGCUCAACAUCCUACAGACCAUAGAGAGUGGGGGGCUCUUUGUGGAGGAUGAGAAGAAGUUCAUCUUCUGCAAUGUCCUGGUGGGUCAUCAGGCCAAGGCUCGGUUCAAGAUCAGCAACGUGGGAAAGAUUGCCUGUGAUGUGAACAUCGUAGUUAAGCCCAUCUCCAACAAGCUCAUUGCCCGAAUCACUGACAUUUUUGACGUGGAACCUAAUAAGAUGUGUGUUGCCAGCCGCUCGCAUGCCUUUGCCACGGUGACCUUCACCCCGCAGACCAUGCAUACCUACCAGUGUAUCUUCGAGGCUACGUUGGAUGGCUUGCCUAGCAACCUGACCAGGAACCGAAGCCUCGUGUUUGAUAUCGUCGGGGAAGGGAACCUCCCUCGGGUGACCAUAGUGCGGCCGGUUCUCUGCAACCAGUAUGGAAACCCCUUGCUCCUCUUCAAGAGGCUUCUGGUUGGUCAGUCAGAGAAGCUGCCUCUCAUCCUCAAGAACAAUGGCACCAUCCCCGCCCAGCUGCAUGUUGAUCUGAGGGACCAACUAGGCGUCUUUUCCCUGAAAGGGACCCCCGCUACCUCCUACAUCUACAUCACAGAGGAGAACAAACCACAUGCAAAAGCAAAGAAAGCUCACACGGCCUCCCUGGUUGUUCCUCCUGGAAACACAGCUGGAUUCGAUGUCGUUUUCCAAUCCAAGAAGGUUGGGAGAAUGGCAGGCACCAUCCACUUGUCAGUGAUCAACAACCAGUAUGAGGAGACAAUCAUCCACAUGGUGGGAGAGGGUUACGAGGAUGACAUCACCUUGGGCAACAUCCAUGGGCUGGUGGUUUCCAGCAGCCCUGAGGCCCCAGAGAUCUCUGAGAUCAUUGAGGAAAAUACUAUGGAAGACUUGGUAGCAGCUGCACUGGUGGACCACAUCCAGUUUGGGGACUGCCACAUUGGAAACAGCUAUAACGUGAGUUUCACAAUCACAAACCACAGCCAAGUGAACGUGAUACGGUUUGAAUGGCCCCCUGUAUCUACAGUUUCCUUUUCCCCACAGAUUGGCCACCUCCACCCUGGGUGUGCCAAGGACAUAGUGGUGACCAUGAAGUCAGACGUGCCCAUCAAUCUGAAGAAGAUGGGGGCCAAGUGCAAGCUGUCCAGGAUCAUGUUUCAGCUCCCUGCAGACCAGAUCCCUGACUGGGAUGACCGCAUGCGCACGGUCAAGUGGGUGGAUGUGCUCAGAAACCCACGUGGGACUUUGACUACAAAACGAAAGGUGAUAGAGACAGACCCUGAGCCCACCCAUUCUGUAGUAGAAGAGAACUAUCGAGAACUUCCUCUUCAGAUCAGUGCCAAUGUGAAUUACGCUUCGUAUGGAUGCCAAACAAGCAACGUGCACUUUAAAGAAACGCUGGUUUACCAGACCCGAGUGUUUGAGUUUGAACUGAUUAAUUCAGGAAAUGUGCAGCUGGAAUUCAACUGGGUCUCAGAAGAGACUGCAAAGGCUGUCAGUUUUGCAAUGCCAGAUAACCAAGGUUCGUCUCAAAAAGACCAACUUAGCCAGGGCACACUGCACACAGUCAGCACCCUGGACAGUGCCAUCGACCACUGGAACGACGUUUCCCUGCCACCCUUCUCUGUGGAGCCCUCCUCAGGCACUGUGCCUGCCGGGAAGACUCAGAAGCUCAAAGUGAAAUUCUCCCCGCUGGAGGUUGGAGACUUCGAGGGCAAUCUUUUCUGCCAGAUUCCCAACUUGCCGCCUGGAGAGCAAGGUCCAGUCCUAUCGACAAAAGGGCGGAGCUUCUUGCCCUUCUGCCAUUUUGACCUGAAACACUCCGACUACAUCAGCGGUCAUCGGCGCAACCCAGAUCUCCGAGGGCCUAGUGGUGGGGCUCUGGACUCAAACACCCGGGUGAUUGAGUUCACCAGUGUGGGCAUAGGAGGGAAGAGCCUUCGGACUUUUACAAUCCUGAACCCCACUAAUAGCACUUACACCUUCUGCUGGAUCUCCGAAGAAACUGAAAGUCUCCAGAACCCUCCAGCCUUCACAUGCCUUACAGAGAAGGGCUUUGUCCACCCAGAAAAGAAAGCUGAGAUUAUCUUCCAGUUCACACCUUUCCAUCUGGACAUCACAGAAGCAUUCUGGACUUUCUUAAUCCCCGAACACAACAUCACCGUCCCUUUCCUACUGGUAGGCAAAGCCACCGAUCCUCUCAUCAAUCUGGACAAGUCACACCUCAACUUCAGUUGUCUCCUCAUUGGCAGAGAAGCCAGGGAGACUGUGCAUAUCAUCAACAAGGAGGAGCAGGGGUUCCAUUUUGCCUUCCAGGACAACUCCCGAUAUUCUGAAGGUUUCAGCAACAGCCUGGUGAUAUGUCCCAUGGAAGGCUGGAUCCCACCACUGUCCAGGUUCCCAGUGGACAUUUUCUUCACACCAAAGCAGGAAGGAGAUGUGAACUUUAAUUUGAUCUGCAACGUGAAAAAGAAAGCCCACCCUCUGACUUUAAAUGUCAAGGCUGAGGGAUACACUAUGAACGCAGAGGUUAAAUGCAAGGACAGGACUGGCUUGAUCACUCUCCUGACUCCUAAAGAGACUAACAUUAUCAACUUCUAUGAGGUAGAGCUGAACGAAUGUGUUCAGUGUGAACUCAGCUUUAUCAACACUGGAAAGUUCAACUUCAGCUUCCAGGCAGAGUUAUCUGGCCCCAAAGCCCUGCUGCAGUACUUGGAAUUUUCCCCCAUUGAUGGCAGUGUGGAUGUGGGACAAAGUGCACAUGCCUUCUUGUCUUUCCAGCCAUUUAAGAAGUGUGUCUUGAAGGGCCUGGAACUCAGAAUCAAGAUCAGCCACGGCCCUACAUUUCUGUGCAGCAUCUCAGGCUGCGCUGUGAGCCCAGCUGUUCAUUUCUCCUUCACCAGCUACAACUUUGGGACCUGCUUCAUCUACCAAGCUGGGAUGCCCCCAUACAAACAAAUCCUGGUUGUCACCAACAAGGAAGAAACGUCUAUGAGCUUAGACUGUCUGUACACCAAUACCACGUACCUCGAGGUGAACUUCCGUGUCGAUGUGAUAAAGCCGGGAAAGACACUGGAGAUUCCAAUCACCUUUUAUCCUCGAGAAAGUAUCCAAUACCGAGAACUCAUCCCCUUUGAAAUCAAUGGGCUCUCACAACAAAUAAUUGAAAUCAAAGGGAAAGGCACUGAAAUGAAGAUUUCAGUCCUGGAUCCAGCCAACAGGACUGUGAAGUUAGGAGCUGUCCUGCCGGGACAGGUUGUGAAAAAAACGGUUUCCAUCAUGAACACCAGCCACACCCAGCUCACAUUCAGCCUGUCAGUCCUGUUCUCAAUUCCAGAACUCCAGGAACCAAAGGUCAUCACCCUGAUACCAUUCCACAACAUCACUCUGAAGCCCAAAGAGGUCUGUAAGCUGGAAGUCAUCUUUGCCCCAAAGAAGCGCAUCCCUCCCUUCUCCGAGGAGGUGUUCAUGGAAUGUAUGGGGCUCCUGCGUCCCCUCUUCCUCCUCAGCGGCUGCUGCCAGGCCCUGGAGAUCUCCCUGGACCAGGAGCAUCUCCCCUUUGGACCAGUCGUGUAUCAGACACAAGCCACGCGUCGCAUCCUUAUGUUGAACACGGGUGACAUGGGUGCAAGGUUUAAAUGGGAUGUCAAAAAAUUUGAGCCUCAUUUCUCCAUCAGCCCAGAAGAAGGCUAUAUCACUGUGGGCAUGGAGGUUUCGUUCAAAGUGACCUACCAUCCCACUGAAGUGGGCAAGGAGAGUCUCUAUAAAAACUUGCUCUGCUUCAUCCAGGGAGGCAAUCCCUUGAGCCUGACCCUAUCUGGAGUCUGCGUGGGACCACCUGCAGUAAAAGAGGUGGUAAACUUCACCUGCCAGGUGCGCUCCAAGCACACGCAGACCAUCUUGCUUUCAAACCGCACCAACCAGACCUGGAACCUGCACCCCAUCUUUGAGGGCGAGCACUGGGAGGGGCCGGAGUUCAUUACCCUGGAGCCCCAUCAGCAAAACAAGCCCUAUGAGAUCACCUACAGACCCCGCACCAUGAACUUGGAGAACCGCAAACAUCAGGGCACCCUCUUCUUCCCCCUCCCCGAUGGGACUGGCUGGCUGUAUAUGCUGCAUGGGGUUUCUGAACUCCCCAAAGCCGUGGCCAACAUCUUCCGUGAAGUACCAUGUAAGACACCCUACGUUGAACUCCUGCCAAUCAGCAACUGGCUUAACAAGCCCCAGAGAUUCCGGGUCAUUGUGGAAAUGAUAAAACCAGAGAAGCCAGACCUAAGCGUCACCUUAAAAGGCCUUGACUACAUUGAUGUACUGUCUGGCUCCAAGAAAGACUAUAAGCUGAACUUCUUUUCCCACAAGGAGGGACUAUACAGUGCAAAGGUGAUCUUCCGAAAUGAAGUGACCAAUGAGUUCUUAUACUACAUGGUGAGUUUCAGGGUCAUCCCUUCAGGCAUCAUCAAAACCAUCGAGAUGACGAGCCCCGUCCGGCAGAGCACAUCAGCCUCCAUCAGGGUGGAGAACCCCCUGCCCUAUUUGGUGACCUUCUCCAUGGAAUGCAGGGUGCCUGACAUCAGCCUGCCCUCCCAGUUUGUGGUGCCUGCCAACUCUGAGGGCACAUUCUCAUUUGAAUUCCAGCCCCUGAGAGCUGGAGAAACCUUUGGGAGACUAAUGCUGCACAACAGUGAUUUGGGUUACUACCUGUAUGAGCUCAAUUUGAAGGCCACGCCAGCACUGCCUGAAAAGCCCAUCCACUUCCAGGCCAUUCUUGGCAGUGGUCAGAGCAUCUUUGCCAAGUUCACCAAUUACACCCGGCAGAAGACAGAAUACUACUGCAGGACCGACUGUCAAGACUUCCACACGGAAAAGAUCAUUAACGCAGCCCCAGGGGCUCAAGGAGGCACAGAAGUCAGUGUGGAGGUCUAUUUUGAGCCCAGCCACCUGGGCGAGACCAAGGGCAUCCUGACGCUGUCAUCGAUUACAGGCGGGGAGUAUAUCAUCCCCCUCUUUGGAGUGGCUCUGCCUCCGAAGCCCCAAGGUCCCUUCCUGAUCCGGGCAGGGUACAACAUAGUCAUCCCCUUCAAGAACAUUUUCUAUCAUCCAGUCACCUUCUCCUUCACUGUGGAGAACCCAGCCUUCUCUGUUCGUGCUGUAGACUCCGUGCGGCCCAAGAAGAUCAACAAUAUCACCGUCUCCUUUGAAGGAAACCCAUCAGGCAGCAAAACGCCCAUCACCAGCAAGCUGAUUGUGUCUUGUCCUCCCAGUGAAGGCAAUGAAGCAGGUGUUAAAUGGGUUUAUUACCUGAAGGGAAUCACCCCUUAGUGGUAACUAAGGUCAGCUACAUCAAUGGAAAGCCAUCUCUUCAACCUUAGAAUCUAUGUAUUAUUCUACCCUGGCAAAGAACAGAGAAAAUAGUCAGAAUUCUACAGCUACUGUUUUAUCUCCUCCUUCAAUUAUUGGGGCACUUAUUUCCAUAUUAUAUGCAUUCCAAAUAUAUAUAUAUAUGAAAUAUACAUAUAUUCCAUAUUACACAUGGUAACUACAAAAAAAAAAAAAAA
Molecule: messenger RNA, 15680 nt
Organism: Odobenus rosmarus divergens (Pacific walrus)
Lineage: Eukaryota; Metazoa; Chordata; Mammalia; Carnivora; Odobenidae
Gene: HYDIN
Product: HYDIN, axonemal central pair apparatus protein
Exons: 85
Coding region: 7-15444 (5145 amino acids)
Biological process (GO): axonemal central apparatus assembly; cilium movement
Cellular component (GO): axoneme
Source: RefSeq, a predicted model, not a curated record